Messenger RNA from Hyphopichia burtonii NRRL Y-1933, 1929 nucleotides. RefSeq lists its product as uncharacterized. The transcript has a single exon. Gene Ontology annotation, molecular function: phosphoprotein phosphatase activity. NCBI's taxonomy places the organism in Eukaryota, Fungi, Ascomycota, Pichiomycetes, Serinales, Debaryomycetaceae. Bases 1 to 1929 code for a protein of 642 amino acids. Gene Ontology annotation, biological process: dephosphorylation. The record is from RefSeq and is a predicted model, not a curated record.
AUGACAGUGAAAGUUAACCCACCAAGAGAGAUUGAGGUAACUCUUGACAAAGGGAUCAAGGGGACUAUUGCAGUUCCACAUUCGGUGGAUAGUGAAAAUGCAUUUGCCGAAGGUCUUGCUCCAUCAACACAUAAGAUGGCACUUAUCUUACACGGCCAAGGGGGCCAUAGGAACUACUGCUAUCAAAGACAUGUAGCGCAUGCAUUGGCGUUAGAAUUGGGUAUCUACUCAUUGAGAAUCGACUUUAGAGGAAGCGGAGAUUCUGCUGAAAACAUUGAUUCUAAAAAAGGCCGCAUAUUGAAACAAGAUAUCGAAGACAUUCAAACGUGUGCUGAGUUUAUUACUGACAAACUGAAGAAUCCAUUGGGGAUCAGUUUCGUCUUAUCUUCAAUAAUCGGUCAUUCCAGAGGAAGUUUAGCUACAUUUUUAUGGAGCAUUGAACAAAAUGAAAUACUAAAAUCUGAUCCUUCUAAAGCAUUUAUUGUUCCUAAUAUUGUGAAUUGUUCAUCAAGGUACCAACUGCAUACAGUUUUGGAUAGAUAUCCAAUAUUCGAUGAAGAGUUUCAAGAUUUACCCCAAUUAUGUUAUAGAUACGGUAAGACUCAAGUUGUCUCAGUUCCAAGAGAAGAACUUCUAAGUUUAUACCAUGCCGAUCUUUCGAAAUUACCUGGAUUAUCAAUGGAUACUUCAGUAUUGAGUAUAUAUGGUUUAGAGGAUACCAUUGUUCCAAUUGUUGACUCAGCACAUUUUGCCAAUGCUUUAAACCGAGGCCCAUAUUCUCACCGUCUUGAGCUAAUUCCUGGUGCAGACCAUAAUUUUUAUGGUAUUCAUCCAAUUGAGACCCCUGGAGAUGAACAAGAUUACAAUCCAAAUAAUCUUCCAUUGACUAGUAAAAAAUUGGUGAAUUACAGUCAGUUGGUUACAUCGUAUAUUAUAAAAUGGUUACAACCAGAAAAUGAACUAAACAGAUUCUAUCAAAGUGCAUCUACUAUUGGAUAUGUAUCAAGAUGGAAACAAGUUGAAGGGGUUUCUAAUUUCAGAGAUUCUGGAGGAUGGAAAAUAACCAAACCGACCUUUUCAAUUGACUCUUCAAUCAAGCCGAAUCUUUAUGUGAAACCAGGGUAUAUUUACCGAUGUGCAAACACAGCUUACAUAACUGAAAAGGGAAAGAAAACUUUACAAGAGCUUGACAUUAAAGUUAUGUUUGAUUUAAGAUCAGAUGGUGAAUGUGCUAAAGCUGGAGUACCACAGAAUUUAGAGAAAUAUGGAGUAAAAAGAGUUCAUGCCCCAGUUUUUUCAAAAGACGAUUACUCACCUCAACUGAUUGCCCUUCGUUAUACGAAUUUGAUGACGAGUUGGAGUACUUAUGUUCACGUUUAUGAAGAUAUGUUAGAGUUGGGAAUUGAAUCCUUCAAGACUGUAUUUAAAUAUAUUAGAGAUGACGGUAGGCCAUUUUUAUUCCAUUGUACGGCUGGUAAAGAUCGUACCGGGAUUAUUGGAAUGUUGAUACUAUUAUUAUUAGGAGUUGAUAAGAAUACUAUUGCUAAGGAAUAUGAAUUAACUACUAUUGGAUUGAAAAGCGAUCAUCCUAUAUUGAAGAAGGAUUUUAUCGAAAACGUUAAUCAUAUGAAGGAGAAAUUUGGUGCCAAUGCUUCUGAUAUAGAAGAUAUGAUUAAACAAGGAAGACAAGAUUGGACGGUUGAAAAUGAUGGAUUCCAAAAUUUGAUUAGUUCAAGAUAUGAAGCAAUGUUGGCUACUAUUGAAUUGUUUAAUGAAAAAUACGGUAAUAUCAUUGAAUAUUUGAAAAAUCAACUUGGAUUUUCAGAAGACGAUAUUAAAGUCAUAUAUAAUCGUUUAAUAGUAUCUGAUGAGUUAACUUUCAAAAACAGUUCUCAUAUUACCCAUCAAAGUCAUUUGGCCAAAUUUUAA